Molecule: messenger RNA, 837 nt
Organism: Arachis ipaensis
Lineage: Eukaryota; Viridiplantae; Streptophyta; Magnoliopsida; Fabales; Fabaceae
Source: RefSeq, a predicted model, not a curated record
AUGGAUGAAUGUUAUGAUUACCUAUAUGAUGUCAAUGCAAAACAAUUAACCUGGAAUUUCAAGGUAUACGUAGUAAGACUCUGGGAGAGUCCUAGUAAAUUCAACGAGAAAGAAGUGGGAUCAAUUGAGAUGAUUCUUCAGGAUAUUAAGGGUGAUAGGAUUCGUGCUUCAAUUCCUAACCCGGUUUUGAAAAAGUGGUUGGGUAACAUCCAAGAGUUCUGCAUGUAUAUGAUGAGUAACUUCAUAGUUGUUGAUAACAAGAUAAAGUCCAGGGUAACUUCAGUAAAGUGGGUCCUCACUUUCUCCCAUUGGACCAUUGUAAGUCCAGUCGAAAAUCCAAGCUAUUUUCUUGAAGCAUUUCAAUUGAAGACUAUUUCUGAGUUACUAAAUGCUGAAAAGCUUGAAAAUACCGAACUGUUCGAUUUUGACUAUACUCAAUGUGUUUUCUUUCUAGACAUGAUUGCAGAGGUUGUUGGAAAAGAGGAUCCACGAGAGUUGGUUACCAACAACGGAAAAGAAAUAAGACGACUGACAGUUAUUUUGGAAGAUUUAGAGGGCAACAAGAUUGGUUAUACUCUAUUCGGAGAAACGGUUGAUCACCUCUUUCCACACCUAGAAGAUGUGAUUGUAGUUAAAACUAAGCCAAGAGGCCGCAUCAAGUUUAAUGAUAGGACAGAGGGUCAGGAACCUUACCAGAUUGACGACCUAACUCCUACGAAAAUGAUGGCUGAUACCGGUGAGCCAAUCACUCUUAGGUCUGCUAUUAUGAAUGAUGACAUCAUUGACCUUGGAAUAGAUGCCGACACACUUCCACCAGAGGACGACGAUCUUCAAUAA